Molecule: messenger RNA, 988 nt
Organism: Cladocopium goreaui
Lineage: Eukaryota; Dinophyceae; Suessiales; Symbiodiniaceae
Source: the annotation of a GenBank genome assembly
AAGGAAAAAAGUCGCCGUGCGGAUGCCGAAAAUUUUGCGUAGAGUUGUUUAAUUUUUCCUGAUGCUCGCAGCAUUGGCGGCAUUGGCACCUGAAUUUUGCAGAACAUUUGAUCGGUGGUUGUCAAGCUGGUUGCUCACUUCUGAUUUGUUUUUUUUGAAAACGGACCCAAUUAACACCACACACUUUUGGCGUGUCAUGCAUUGGAAAAUUCCUUAUGGAUUUGUUAGAUGCUUGUCAUGUCAUUGCGGUAGGUUGCAUACCUUUUUGUGCCUUGUCACCUCAUGCAAAAUGCAAAGCGUUUCUCUUCCAUUCAUGCCCAUCCAAUGCCAUUUUUUUGUGGAAUGAAAUUGUGUCAUAUUUUAUCAGAAGUUGAUGUUUGUGCAUUUCGCGCGGCACUGGCAGGGGUUAGCACGUGUAGGUGAGUAGCGGGUCCCGCAGAGGAUAGAUAGUUUGCAGCCAUGGGGCGCAUGUAUGGAAAGGGCAAGGGCAUUGCCUCAUCCGCCAUCCCCUACAAGCGAACUCCUCCAAGCUGGCUGAAGAUGAAGCCGGAUGAUGUGGUUGAUCACAUCUGCAAGCUGGCCAAGAAGGGUCUGACUCCUUCCCAGAUUGGUGUCACCCUGCGAGACAGCUUCGGUGUGCCACAGGUCAAGGCUGUGACUGGCAACCACGUGCUGAGAAUCCUCAAGACCAACGGCGUGGCACCAACUCUCCCUGAGGAUUUGUACUACCUGAUCAAGAAGGCAGUGUCCGUGAGGAAGCACUUGGACAAGAAUCGCAAAGACAAGGAUGCCAAGUUCCGCCUGAUUCUGGUGGAGAGCCGUAUCCACCGCCUUGCCAGGUACUACAAGCGUGUGAAGGCCUUGCCAGCUACUUUCAAGUAUCAGUCUUCCACCGCAUCGGCAUUGGUGGCGUGAGUGCCAGCUCCCAGUGAAACUAGAAUGUUUGAGGGACCAUAAGCUACCUGCUCUGAACGUGUGCGAAAACAAA